Aspergillus calidoustus is the source of this 1080-nucleotide messenger RNA. The record is from the annotation of a GenBank genome assembly. NCBI's taxonomy places the organism in Eukaryota, Fungi, Ascomycota, Eurotiomycetes, Eurotiales, Aspergillaceae.
AUGGCGGAUUCUGGGCAUAAAACCAAGCGGAUUGUCUCCGUCAUAGCGGCGACACUGGUCGCUCUCGCUUGUGGUACCAACUAUGCGUACUCGGCAUGGGCGCCUCAGUUCGCCCAGCAGAUGAAGCUUUCGUCGACCGAAAGCAACCUUAUCGGCGCAGCGGGUAACCUGGGGAUGUACGCAUGUGGAAUUCCCAUGGGUCUUUUGACCGACACCCGGGGCCCACGUCUCACAACUCUAAUUGGGGCUGUCUCUCUCGGCCUGGGAUACUUUCCGCUACAUCUUGCAUAUAAGGGCGGCCAAGGAUCUAUGGCCGUUUUCUUCCUGUCCGUAUUCAGCUUUCUGACUGGUUUCGGAAGCUGUUCUGCCUUUGGUGCCUCAAUCAAGACCGCUGCUACGAAUUUCCCUGAACAUCGGGGAACAGCAACGGCAUUCCCCUUAGCCGCGUUCGGUCUGAGUGCCUUCUUUUGGUCGACCACGUCUGCUAUCCUGUUCCAUGGCGACGUUGGCCGCUUUCUCCUCUUGCUGGCCGUCGGAACGUCUCUUCUGAACUUUCUUUCAGUUCCGUUCAUGCGACUCAUGGCUCCCAAUGGGCCGUACUAUCCCGUCUCAAGGUCUCGCUCCGUAGAGUCGAGGCAGUUGCGAAGGCCCAAAUCCACUGACCUACGUUCUGAAUAUGGGGAUUCUGAUGAAGCAGGUAUGCCGUCUUCCACUACAAUCUUUAGCCACUCCGCGGUUCACUCGAGAAACCAAUCCACCGCGUCCCAAUCCCACCCUCCUGGCGCGGUCCCGGAUUUCGACGAGCUGUCGUCUUUGGUUUCCAAAACGCCGUCGAGGACGUCCCGGGAGUUCUUCCAUGAGCGUAGUGCGAGCGAGGAUGAUAGCUUGUCUGAUGUUGUUGAUCCCGACUCACACCAACCAGACAUUAGAGGCUUGGCUAUGCUCCGCAAGAUCGAGUUUUGGCAGCUUUUCAUGACCAUGGCUCUCCUGUCUGGUAUUGGUUUGAUGACUAUCAACAAUAUUGGCAAUAGCGUAAGAAGGUUCCAUAAAACGCACUUGACCUUACUGAUCCCCCCAUAG